GCGAUGAUUUUCACUUGAUUUAAACCCAUCAUUUGGCUGAAUUAUAAUUUAUUUGUACUUUUUAACUCAAGUGGAAAUGAGACAAAAAUGUACUAUGAAACACUCUCGGUAAACUAAAGUAAAUAAUGUAUAAUUUAUAUUUGUUGUUGAAACUGCAUUUUGACAGUUCUAAAUUCUGUUAAUUAUGUAUGAUUCUUAUUAUUAAGUGCAAUGGGGUUACUGUUUGAAAGCACCUUACUUGAAGUAUUAUGUAUCCUCUUUCUUUUAUGCUGGGUCUUUUACUCCAAUGUGACCCAAAAAUACUCAUAUUGGAGGGAUAGAGGGGUUCCACAUAUUACACCUAAGUUUCCUUUUGGAACAAUGAAAGAUAUAUUCUUGGGGAGGAAACACUUUGGUGAAAUAUAUGACGAAUUUUAUAAACAGUUUAAAGGUGAACGUUACUUUGGCACUUUCUCAAUGAGAAAGCCAACUUUUGUUCCAAGGGAUCCGGAACUUAUAAAAAAUAUAUUGACCAAAGACUUUCACCAUUUCUCUGACAGACUUGAGAUAAACAUAAAUAAAAAAAAGGAUUACAUUCAUCUUCACCUGUUCAAUAUGUCGGGUCCGGAAUGGAAAAAGAUGAGAAUGAAAUUAACUCCAACUUUUACGUCCGGGAAAAUGAAAACCAUGUUUCUGCUGAUGUCAAAAUGCAGCGAACAAUUAAAGGAAUUUGUGGAUCAGGAGAUCAAGUACACUUCAGUUCUUGAUGUGAAAGAAGCUCUUGCACGGUUCACCAUGGACAUUAUAGCAACUUGUGCAUUUGGAUUGGAUAUUAACUCACUGACUGACAAAGAUUGUGAGUUUUACCGUAUCGGUAUAAAAGUAUUUCAGCCUACCACACUCGGAAUUAUAUUACAAACUAUUGUGUCUUUCCUGCCCUUUAUGGGGAAAAUAAUUUCAAUGAGAAUGGCCUCUCCAGAUGUAUCUGAAUUUCUAACUAGGAUCGUCAGGGAAACAGUUGAAUACAGAGAGAAAAACAAUAUUGUUAGAAAUGACUUUUUGGAUCUAUUAAUUAGAAUCCGGCAGAACAAAAGUUUGCUUGAUGAUGAUGAAAAAUUGAAUGGGCACUCAGAUACAGAGAAGAAAAAGAGUGGUGGAAAAGAAGGAUUGACCAUUGAAGAGAUUACUGCUCAGUCAUUUAUCUUUUUCGCUGCUGGGUUCGAAACUGCUUCCUCCACAAUGUCUUUCUGCCUGUACGAGCUUGCCUGUAACCCAGAGAUCCAAGUUAAGCUUCAUCAAGAAAUCAAGGAGGUUUUGGCUAAACAUGGAGGAAAACUCACGUAUCAGGCUCUGCAGGAGAUGCCUUACAUGGAUAAAGUCAUUAAUGAAACACUAAGGCGUUAUGCUUCACUCGCUAUUUUGACCCGUCUUUGCAUUGAGCCUUAUAAAGUACCGGAUUCUGAUUUAGUCCUGGAAAAGGGACAGAGAAUUACAAUUCCAACCUACGCCAUCCACCACGACCCUGAGUACUACCCUGAGCCCUAUAAGUUUGACCCAGAGAGAUUCUCAGCUGAAAAAGUGAGAGAAAGACACCCGUACGUCCACCUACCUUUCGGAGAGGGCCCUCGUAUGUGUAUUGGUAUGAGGUUUGGGCUGUUGCAAACCAAGAUUGGUCUGACUGAAAUGCUCUCCAAUUUCGAGUUUGGACUCUCACCAGAGACACAAAUCCCAAUCGCGAUACACAAACGUGCGUUUGUAACUCAGCCAGACAAGCCUAUCCUGUUGUCUCUUACCAAGAGGAAGUAGAGACAAGCUAUAUUAUAAAUAAAUAAGUAAAAGUAUUUAUUAUUAAUUUA
Molecule: messenger RNA, 1835 nt
Organism: Homalodisca vitripennis (glassy-winged sharpshooter)
Lineage: Eukaryota; Metazoa; Arthropoda; Insecta; Hemiptera; Cicadellidae
Product: probable cytochrome P450 6a13
Exons: 5
Coding region: 211-1785 (524 amino acids)
Molecular function (GO): heme binding; iron ion binding; oxidoreductase activity, acting on paired donors, with incorporation or reduction of molecular oxygen
Source: RefSeq, a predicted model, not a curated record